GUUUGGGAGUUUGGUCAACUUUAUGAUGGACAUAUGUAACAAACAGUAGUAUAUGUUCUGAUUUUAGUAUCCUAAUUACAGCCAUUACUGUAAAAUAACCUUCAAUAAUAUUAUUGGCUUGUGAGGCAGAAAAAUCAGAAAAAUAGACCAAAUCAAGCAAGUGUUUGGCUUCAGCCUACUACAUGUUUGUGAUAAACACCACCCCCCCAUACCCAUUCCCAUUGUGAAGAUGAAAGGAAGAGGAAGACGCCAGUGUAAAUUCAGAAACGUCGUGUUCACUGUUCAUAUUUCAGCCUUCCUGUUUUCCAUACUUGCAGAAGAGUGCACUGCUUCUUGUCCACACACACACACACACAUACUUAACUGCUGUCUGCUGCUUCUCUGUGGAUUAUCUUCCUUUUUAUUAUUGUUGAUCUGUGAUGUGCCUUUUUAAAGCUUUUUAGAGAGUUGUGAUGGUGGAAUAGGACGGUCAUGAGGUGUAGGAGAAAAAGGAGCCACAGGUAUCGGAAUGCCACAGGCUGUUUCACUGCUGUCCUUCCUUCUAGUGCUCAUUGGAUAUGCUUUUGCAGGGCUCAAUAUCUGGCCCUCCUUGCAUGCUGCCCUAAGCAACAGCAGUGUAUUUGUGGAAUUCAACAUAAAAUCCAACAGCAGCACCAUCCAGAACAGGAGUCUCUCUCUGGUUAACACAGAAACCAACACCACUGUUCUGACCAGGACUCUCCACAAUAAUCAAGCAGCCGGUAGGGUGGAGUUCAACUGUUCCUGCUUCCUGUACGCAGGAACUUUCCGGUUCCUGCUGAGACAAACCAGCAUCACCAUCGUUUUCCCUGCUAAUAGCACAGAGGGCAGAAGCAUAGAGAGCACUACCUGGUGGUGGAGCUCUGAACUACAAGUCCAGUGGCCUACCUUUCAUAUUGCUGUGGAUAGAGCUGGGAACCAAUCGGGAUCCUUUCAGGUUGGGAUAUCCACAAAUGAACACUUUCAAGCCUGCUCCAGCGGCAUUGACUCUGCUCUCUCGCUGGAAGUAAGCCACAUGGAAUACAAUCAGAUAGGCCGUAACAACAUCAACAAGAUCCGAGCCCUGACACGAAUCCCAGUCAAACCCCUCCGUUCUCAGAGUGUCGAACUCUCCUGUGCCUUCCCGUUCACAGACAGAGACUUCAUAAGAGUUGCUCUACGGUCCCCUCAUGUAGCACAGGAGGUGAAGAGCUCUGGACCCCUCUACCUGUCCCGUAUCUUCUCCUAUAAGCUCUUGGUGGAAAAUACCAAUGCUUACAAGAGUGGUUGUGAGGGGACGAUGAUUGUUAAAAUGAUAAGCCCACCCUGUGCUCACAUCAAUGGGAAAGUACUGCUGUAUAGUGAUGCGGGUGUUGGAAGAGGCGUUGCUGUUUCAUCUGCAGUGAUGGGCUUCGGUGCAGAGGAGCCCACUUCUCCUCCACUGGCCUUUAACUGGCUAACUCAGGGAGAGAAUGAAACAGAAUUUAACUGUUCCGUGUUUUACCCAGGAAAGAAUAAGUACUGUUUUCGCUUUGUUUUCAACUACAGCCGCUCACCUAGUCCAGCACAGACUUGUCUGGUGGUUUACAAAAGUGCAGAGUCAUGGGGGCCCUGGCAGCCGUGGAGUAUGUGCAGCGUGAGCUGCGGAGAAGGGGUGAGGGAACGGGUGCGUGAGUGUUUGCUGCCCUCAGGUGUGCGAGGGUUGCAGUGCACUGGCAUGGUGAAAGAACAGUCCCUCUGCUCACUAGAGGACUGUGUUGUGGUACCUACUCCUUCUCCAUCCCUCUCCCCUGUACCGGUUGGAGUUGCACCCUUGGGCGGUAACAUGGUUGUGGUAGUCGGUAUCUCCCUUUGCCUGGCUGUGAUUAUGGCUACUGUUGUGGUGACUGUGUGGAGAAAGUUCUGCCAGACCCCUCAGUGCAGCUCUGUCCGGAGAAGCUCCAUGCAUUCCCCUGGAGGGCGCAAACUCUCAGAUGAGGCCUCCAUCUGUGGGCACAGCCUCCAAAGACCCAGCUUGUCUGAUGUUCACGGCCCUUCAGGGGACAUGGGUGUGGGUGCAACCCAGAAAGAUAGGCCUUUCUUGGGAAGUCAACCUCUCUCACAGACCGUGGUGAUACCACUCCCACAGGAAAGGCUGUCUCCCACAGGCCAGAAGGUGUUUCCACCAAUAUUUGGGUACCGGUUGGCUCAGCAACAGCUGAAAGAGAUGAAGAAGAAGGGGUUAAAGGAGGCCACACAGCUGUACCAUGUUUCUUCCAGCCCUGUCCAUGACACCGUCCUAGACGCAUCUGCUUCACCCACCAUCUCCCCCAUUCCUACACCAAUUGGAUUUGCUCAUUCUGCCUCCCCUUUAGGGCUACAGGACGAGUCUAAGCACAAGAAUUUUCACAUUGCAGCUGCCUUUUCUGAACUGCCACCGCAGACUUCUAGGGUCACACCGGACAGACUGAGUCCUAGAGUGGAAUUGAUCCUAGGCCCUCCUGUUGCUGCUCAUGCUAGUCGGGGCAGUUCCAAGUGGCAUGACCGCACUGCUGACUGGGUAGAGAUGGUAGAAAGGAGUGGGCUAGCAGGUCUCAGAGAAGGAGGACAUGCAGCAAUGGGAAACUCUUAUCAUAAGAAUCCGAAUUUUCGCAGGACUUCCAGUUUUAAUGAUGCCAAACUCCAGCUACCAUCCUCUGCACAGUCCAGACAGUUCAGAGAAAGGAGCCUGACCCAGGUGGGAUCUCGGACUCUUCCUGAAGGAAGUUGUUGGAGCAAAGGAGGAUGGGAGAGACAGCCAUACCGCUCCUACCCAAUUCCAGAGCAUGGGGCUUCAGAGUGGGCUAAAUCCAACCUCCAAAAAAAUGACCAGAGGAAGCCCUGGAUAGAGAAACCAGUUCUUUCACACAUUAAUGAAAUUAAGCAUGCAGGAACCAACACAAACACAAUUUCAGCAUCUGAGACACAGGCUAAAUCAGACUUUCAUGGCACUGGGGAGAGGAGAAAGAGCAGUGAGCCGGUCUCAGGGAUCGGGGGUCCCACCAUAGUGCCUGUCAGUCCUCAGGGAGUGAACCAGCUGAGUCUGGAUCGGGCUGAGCAGAACUGGAACCGUCGUGGCCCUUCACCAAUCCAGAGGAACAUCCUGGCUCGGAAAUUAAAGGAGGCUCAGUCCUACUCUGGGGUCAAGGGGCGCAAGCGCAGCUCCAGCUUUACUGCGUCAUCCUCAGAGCAGAGGACAGGUCGCUGCCACUCUCUGCCUGUGACUGAAGAGUACAGCAGCAGCGGCGGUUCUCCCUACAAGCUGAGUGAGGCAGAACAAAAGAUGCUGGAUCUGGAUCUGUCCGCAUCUUAUGUAUGGGAAGAAGAGUAGGUCACAAACUGAGAAGAACUGCCACUGCCAAUUACAUUUCUUCUUAAUCCCCACCCUAAACCCCUCUACCCAAUAUCUUACAUGUUACAGAUUUAUUUUAGACACUUUUCUUUUGCAUUUCUUAAUGGUUUGUUUUUUUUUUAAUAUUUUUAAUGUUAUUACUGGCCUUGUAAAUUGGCAAAUUUUUGUGUGGUUCAGUGUAUGCCUGUGUUCACAUUUCUCCUCUGUACUUCAAUAACUGGUACAAUAGAACUGUCACAUUUAAUGUGACCUUGUACCUAUUUCUAAAUGCAUUGUUAAAAUCAAGCCCGAUCACUGACAGCAUUCAAAACACUACAGGUGAUGGUCUAGUGUUAUUGUUCUUCAUUGCUGUAUGUGUUUCCUUUUUGAUGCGGUCACUAGUUACACCGGGUGUUUAAUGUGUGAUCUAAAAAGUGUCAAAUAUUUAAUGAAAAUUACACAAGCUGGAGCAAUUGUAUCAAUUGUAACAAUGCUCGAGAACAAUCAAAUGAACAUGAGAGAGACAUUAUGGUUGAAAUGCUGUUUGUUUUAAUGUUUGAUUAAUAUACACUUUAUAGAAAUAAAUGCUUACUGGAAAGUAGGCAUAUUUGAUAAAUUGACACAAAAAAAAGCAAAGGAAGAAAUUAAAACAUCAAGAAU
This is a messenger RNA of Archocentrus centrarchus (flier cichlid), 4006 nucleotides long. RefSeq names its product thrombospondin, type I, domain containing 1 (gene thsd1). The record is from RefSeq and is a predicted model, not a curated record. NCBI's taxonomy places the organism in Eukaryota, Metazoa, Chordata, Actinopteri, Cichliformes, Cichlidae. The transcript is spliced from 7 exons. Gene Ontology annotation, cellular component: cell periphery. The coding region runs from base 509 to 3346 and encodes 945 amino acids.